GUCAAAUGUCUUUUUGCUUUAAGAAUGUUUUUUUGGAUAAGUAUAUAUUCUUAGGGUUUUGAGACUACUAUAAAUACGAGUCUAGAGGUAUUUGCCUUGAUAGGUUUUGCCUUUUUACUUUCUUCAAAGUUGAUUGGCCUUUGUUCACAACAGAAGGGAUGGAGGAAAAGAAGAGCAAAGUGAUAUUACAUGGGAUGUGGGCAAGCACAUACUCCAAGAGGGUCGAGAUCGCCCUGAAACUCAAGGGUAUAUCCUACGAGUACGUUGAAGAAGAUCUAAAGAACAAGACCGAGUCUCUGAUUCAACUCAACCCUGUUCACAAGAAGAUUCCUCUCCUUGUCCAUGAUGGUAAACCAGUGGCUGAACCACUAGUGAUUCUUGACUAUAUCGAUGAAACGUGGAAGAACUCUCCUCCUUUCUACCCAGAGGAUCCUUAUGAAAGGGCCCAGGUUCGGUUCUGGGUCAGCUACAUCAACCAGCAGGUGUUUGAGGUCAUGGGUCGAGUAAUGUUACAAGAGGGUGAAGCUCAAACAAAGUCUGUGAAAGAGGCUAGAGAAAGGUUCGAAGUUCUUGAAGAUGGACUCAAGAAGCACUUCCCGAAUAAAACCAUCAGAGGGAAUGAUGACGUAGGGCUUUUGGACAUCAUCAUCAUCGCUAGUUUUGGAGUCCACAAAGCUAUUCAUGAAGCCAUCGGUGUAGAGACAAUUGAUCCACUGAACACUCCGACUUUAUACAACUGGAUAGAGCGCCUGCAACAGCUGCCUGUGAUCAAAGAAGUCCAAGUGCCACAUGAUAGGUUGGUGACCUUUCUUCAGAAGUAUAGACAAGAGCAUCUCCAGCAGGCUGCAAAGGCGUAAUGGGAUCAAUAUAUUGGUAUAAGGACUUAUGUAUGAGAAUGAAACUAAAUAAAAACGUUUGUGGUCCAAAAGUUGUUAAUGAUUUUCAUUUUCUUGGGCGGCAACACAGUCCAAAAUAAUUCAAUAUUUAACUCUUUGUUCUGUUC
Messenger RNA from Raphanus sativus (radish), 1003 nucleotides. RefSeq names its product glutathione S-transferase U10. Gene Ontology annotation, biological process: glutathione metabolic process. Gene Ontology annotation, cellular component: cytoplasm. Lineage: Eukaryota; Viridiplantae; Streptophyta; Magnoliopsida; Brassicales; Brassicaceae. The transcript has 2 exons. The coding region runs from base 159 to 857 and encodes 232 amino acids. Gene Ontology annotation, molecular function: glutathione transferase activity. The record is from RefSeq and is a predicted model, not a curated record.